UACAACAACAAUCUUUUCGUCAUGGUGUAUUAUUAUUUCUAACAUGAAGGCGAGGAAGUUGAACUGGAUUUAUUGAACGGAAGCUAUCAAGCAGCAAAACUAGCCUUUUAUAUGCCUACUAUUCAUAUUUGACUUUGGUAUUUAAAGUCCAUGCACACGCGUAAUACGAAUCGUUAGCUAGCCGGAGUAAAGGAUCGUAGGCGCUGUAACUAUAUAGGAACCAGUGAUAGAGUCUCCCUCUAUAUUAAUUUGAUUGUCAAUCCUCCAAUUGGUUAGUUAGUAAACACAUCAUUUUCGUUAACGGUUGUAUCUUCGCAUCUAGGUUCAGCGAUCUGCGUUCUACUUCUCGCAUGUGAUCUUACGACUAAAGGUCUGCAAUAUUUAUCAAGGAAGUUUAUCAGUUCUAAAUUGAUCUCCUCGUUCCUGAGAGACAAGCGACAUGGUAUCGAUCUAAGUGGUGCUCAGAUCUAAGGUGAAGUGGAUGAAUUUGGACUUCAGUGAGAGAUUAAAAUGAGUUAUUUUUGUCCAAUCUUUCAUCGUUGUACAAUUAUCAUAUGAUAUUGCUCGUGUUAAUCUAACUGAUUUUGUUAUCUUCAUCGUUCCAUGGACCAAUGUACGAUAUACCCUUGAUUUGCGGAACCCUAGAUUUGAUUUGAUUCCCGUUUACAAGUUGGACGGACUAUUAACUUUAGGGGCCAACUUCAAGCGGCUACUUUUUAGAGACUUGUACUUUUAAAAACAAGAUUCGUCGCCUAGCUGCAAAGGACGUUGACUCCAAGCAUGGCGGGAGUUAAGUUGUUUGUGGUGGCGAUGUGUUGCUGUGUGGCAGCCACGGUGGUGGCAACACCGUUGGACGACUAUGUCAGCAUGCCGGACUCUCACUACAAGUUCGAAGUCCUGAGCGAACAUCGAGUACACGGGGAGUACAUCGCCUAUGUCCUCAACAUGACGUCACAGAAAUGGCUCACAUACAAUGAUUCUGACUCGGCCAUCUGGUGGCAUUACUUGACUAUCACUGUCCCGGAUAAGCUAACCCAUCCUGGCCAUGCCGCCCUAUAUGUGACAGGCGGAUCUAAUCGUGGAGGUCCCCCCGACCCUCUGAAGGAUCAAGAGACUCUUUUAACCUCUUUUAUGGCCGUUGGUGCGGGGUGUAUAGGUGCUAUUCUAAGGCAGGUUCCAAACCAACCCAUUGUCUUUAAGACGGAUCCACUGCAGAAGAAGCGAACCGAGGACGCCAUCAUCGCCUUUACCUGGCGCCAUUUUGUAGAGAAUGGGACGGACGAACCCUAUUGGUUGUUGAGAAUGCCCAUGACAAAGGCAGUGGUUCGCGCUAUGGAUACUAUUACUGAUCACGUGUCAAAUGUACGUGGGGUAAACGUGUCGAAGUUUAUGGUAGCUGGAGCCUCUAAGAGAGGCUGGACCACAUGGACCACGGGAGCAGUGGACAAACGGGUUGUUGGGAUCGCACCCAUGGUCCUCGAUCUUCUUAAUAUGGUUAAGAAUCUUCAUCACAUGUACCGGUCCUUGGGAGGAUGGACCUUUGCCUUUGAGGACUACUUCACAGAGAAUGUCACCCUCCAUCUCGAUGACCCCAAUACUCAAAAGAUGGCUGACAUCAUUGACCCCCUCGCUUAUGCGGACCGACUGACGAUGCCCAAGCUAAUCAUCACAGCUGGAUCAGAUGAGUUCUUCCUCCCUGAUGAUUCUUACUAUUACUUCGACCUGAUUCCAGAACCAAAGUUUCUCAGAAUUACUCCUAACGGUGAACACUCUCUCACUCUGCAUCAUGUCGAACUCUUGACUGUGAUGACGUCAUUCAUGAGAACUCUCACCGAGCCCGAUGAGUGGACGCAACCCAAAAUGACCUGGAAAAGAUAUGAGAACAGCACACAUGGAAUAAUCGAACUGAACUCCGAUCCACCGCCAUUUAGAAUUGAAGUCUGGCGUACUCUCACAAACAGAGGAAAGAGACGAGAUUUCCGUCUCGCAGUUGCCGCGACAGAGGGCUCAUCCAAGCUCUACCCUCAUAUCAUUCUCUACAAGAACUUCCCUGCGAGAAACCCGUCUCCAGGAAAAUACAUCGCCGAGUUCCUAACUCCUAAAAUUGGAUGGCAGUGCUUCUUCAUCAAGGCCUUCUACUACGCCCCCGGGGGCGCCACCAUUAGCUUCACAACGGAAGCCAACAUAACACCAGCCCAAGAGUACGCCGUUCCUGACUGUCACGGUGCCGAAUGUCGUGGGACCCUCGUGUGACCCCCGUGUGACCACACCCCUGUCCUCUACUAUCACUUUCUCCUCCUUCUUCCACCCGUCACUACGUUCCUAUAGUGUAUACCUAGUUCCAAAUUCUUCAUGAUAAUCCUUAAAAUUUGCCAAUAGUAUGCCUUGCCUUAGAUGUUUAUUUAAUAGACUACGAUGAACCUAAAAUAGAAUACACAUUAUGUAUUAAGUGGGAGAUCACAAUGUAUGGACGGGUACAUUAUUUUGCAUGAUAUGGUGUUAUCCGUACGAGUGAGAUCAUCUCGGCGCGCUGUGAAAAAAGAUUAAACACCCGCGCUUGAGAUCUCUUACUGUGUUCACAGCAAACAUGAUUAAAACAUGGAUUAAUUUUAUACAGGAAUGUAUUUCACCAUAUGGAUGCACUCUUUAGUAAGAGAUACGUGUACUAUGAAACGAGAAGAACAUAUGACAGAGUUGCAAUAUCACUACAUUCAGUAUUUUAUUUUUCUUUACAAAGAGGUGAAGGUUUAUGAUAUUGCUUGUAUUAAUGUAGUUACACAAUACUUGCACAUUUUUAUCAUAUCACUUUAUAGGGCUCCAUUUUCUGUAAAAUAGUUAUUGUUCGUUUUAACAUAAUAAACACGUAUUUCUGUCAAUAAUUUCAUGAUGAUCUACUUUAAAGUCAUUAUCUAUACGUUAUGUUGACUUAAACUGUAAUGUGUAUUAUGUUGCUAGUUGCAUGUUGCUAGUAAUUAUGGUAUCAUAAUACUUAUUUUGCCACAAUAAUUUGUUUUCUUUUAUUUAGUAUCCAAUGCUUGAUCGUACAGAUUUUAUACACGAUGCAAUAUUCAUUUUCAGGAACUGCAUACAAUGAUUUUUUUUUCGAUUAACUAUGCUAUCAGAAACUGGAAUCAAUGCUGUUAUAUGACUAACCAUGCUAUUAAUAGUAUUGUAUGAUGUACUGUAAACGUUUUAUGAAAAAUUGAAUUGUUAAGAUGCUGCAAUAAAACUUCAGAACACAAUUUA
This is a messenger RNA of Strongylocentrotus purpuratus (purple sea urchin), 3246 nucleotides long. RefSeq names its product autocrine proliferation repressor protein A. NCBI's taxonomy places the organism in Eukaryota, Metazoa, Echinodermata, Echinoidea, Camarodonta, Strongylocentrotidae. The record is from RefSeq and is a predicted model, not a curated record. The transcript is spliced from 15 exons. The coding region runs from base 781 to 2253 and encodes 490 amino acids.